ACAGCCGUACACCAAUAUAGACUUCCGUUUACGGCAAUGAGUGGCAAAGUGUCCUUUCAUAGCUUUUUUUCUGUUGAGUGUCUUUCCCUAAAUCUCAUGCUAAAAGAAUGUCAUCAGGCAACUAGUCUUCUUUUAUUCAAAGGUAUUCAUAUUAGAAAGCAUUAAGACAAUGAGUGAACAUAAGGAAAGGAUCAUCUACCACAUGAAUGGGGAUCAUCAAUUGAGUGUGCAUGAUUAUGUUGUAGUUUAUGGUAAGGUGCCAGCAUCUCAAAUUGCUGAAGGAUCAGCCAAAAUCUCUGAUAUUAGUGAAAAGGAUGUUACCAUUACUUACAAGUCCAAGGCAAUUGGCAAGACUGAGGUUGUUAGCUUGAACUGGAAUGAGGUUCCCGAAGAUCAAGAUAUCAAGGUUGUUGCUUUUGGUGAUAUUAAGUCCAAAUUGAUUUCCAUGGCUAAAUAUGCUGCUGAGAAGCAAGGUUAUUCCCAUGUUCAAAUUAAGAAAGUCUUAACUCCUGGAGUCGAUGGCUGGAUCAUUUAUUUACUUUCGGUUAUUGUUCUUGUUGGGUGUAUUGACCCCAAAUUGAUCAGAAGAACUGUGGAACAUGAUGCUAUUUUUUCUAAGAUUUUACCUUAUGUUCCUCAAUUCUUAGCUAAUUUUUAUUCUUGGUCGGAAAAGAACUUCAAGUUGAUUGCCGUGAUAACUUAUGCUGUCCAUAUCUUUGAGCUUGGGAUCGUUGGUUUACCAAGAUUGAUUAAGUAUAGAGUUCCUCUUAAGCAAAAAUUGGUUUGGUUAGUCUUCCAUUCCCUCGAAGGGUUCCCAUCUCACUUGAGAUUUGGUUCUUUGAUCCCAAAGGAAUAAGCUAAGCUGGACUAGUUCUCCUUUUUCUUUUUUUUUUUGUAAUUUUCCAUAGUUAUUUUUUUAACAGUUGUUUUGAUAAGAAUGUUUCAACGGCACCAUGUAGCAUUUGUACUCGUCUUAUGUAUUCAUAAACAAUCUUGACUUGCGAAAUAGAGAAAACCAGGAUGACGAAAGGAUGGUUGAGUUUUUUCGCAGCCGAUAUAUGUUUCUUCCG
Molecule: messenger RNA, 1070 nt
Organism: Hyphopichia burtonii NRRL Y-1933
Lineage: Eukaryota; Fungi; Ascomycota; Pichiomycetes; Serinales; Debaryomycetaceae
Exons: 1
Coding region: 170-856 (228 amino acids)
Source: RefSeq, a predicted model, not a curated record